Molecule: messenger RNA, 2470 nt
Organism: Gastrolobium bilobum
Lineage: Eukaryota; Viridiplantae; Streptophyta; Magnoliopsida; Fabales; Fabaceae
Product: threonine--tRNA ligase, mitochondrial 1
Exons: 19
Coding region: 62-2203 (713 amino acids)
Biological process (GO): threonyl-tRNA aminoacylation
Cellular component (GO): cytoplasm; chloroplast; mitochondrion
Molecular function (GO): threonine-tRNA ligase activity; ATP binding
Source: RefSeq, a predicted model, not a curated record
AAAAAGAAAAAAGAAAAAAACCCUAAACCUCACUGGUCACUAACAACAGACACACUAUGCUAUGCUAUGCUCUCUAAUCCGUUUCCGCCGUUACGCUUCGCUCUCUCCACUCACUCACCUUCUCCAUUUCCACAGUAACCGUUUUUCUUCCUCCUCCGCCGGCGCCAGCGCCGCUAUGGUUGCUCACGCGAAAGACGAGGCCUACUUGAAUGCCGCAAUACCGAAGCGCAUCCAGCUGUUCGAGGCCAUCCAGGUGGAGCAGCGGACACUCCGCCUCUCCCUCUCGUCGGAUCCCAUAAAGGUGACUCUCCCCGACGGCAACGUCAGGGACGGCAAAAAGUGGCUCACGACUCCUCUUGACGUGGCUCGCGAAAUCUCGAAGAACUUGGCCAAUAACGCUCUCAUCGCCAGGGUCAAUGGCAUCCUCUGGGACAUGACUCGCCCUCUCGAGGAAGAUUGCCAGCUCCAGAUCUUCAAGUUCGACGACGACGAAGGCCGCGACACUUUCUGGCACUCCAGCGCUCACAUUCUCGGCCAGGCUCUCGAGACGGAGUAUGGAUGUAAGCUCUGCAUUGGGCCCUGCACCACUAGAGGAGAGGGAUUCUAUUAUGAUGCGUUUUACGGUGACUUGGGUCUGAAUGAUGAUCACUUUAAACAAAUUGAGACUGGGGCAUUGAAGGCUGUUUCGGAAAAGCAACCUUUUGAGCGCAUUGAAGUUACACGUGAUCAGGCGCUUGAGAUGUUUUCGGAUAAUAAGUUCAAGGUUGAAAUUAUCAAUGAUUUGCCCGCUGACAAGACUAUCACAGUAUAUAGAUGUGGUCCCCUGGUUGAUUUGUGUCGUGGACCACAUAUACCUAAUACAUCCUUUGUCAAAGCAAUUGCAUGUUUAAAGGCUUCAUCAGCAUAUUGGAGGGGGGACAAGAAUCGGGAAAGUUUACAAAGAGUUUAUGGAAUAUCUUAUCCUGAUCAGAAGAGUUUAAAGGAAUAUUUGGUUCGGCUGGAGGAGGCUAAAAAGUAUGAUCAUAGGAUUUUAGGUGUGAAACAGGAGCUUAUUCUUCAUCAUGAAUGGAGCCCGGGAAGCUGGUUUUUUCUUCCACAUGGUACUCGGAUCUAUAACAAACUCAUGGACUUCAUUCGAAAUCAGUACAGAGACAGGGGCUAUCACGAGGUCAUAUCUCCAAAUGUAUUCAACAUGGAUCUAUGGGUGCAAUCUGGUCAUGCUGCAAAUUAUAAAGAGGAUAUGUUUAUUUUAGAGAUUGACAAACAAGAGUUUGGGUUGAAACCAAUGAAUUGCCCGGGGCACUGCUUGAUGUUUAAACACAGGGUUCGAUCAUACAGAGAACUUCCUCUUCGUCUUGCUGAUUUUGGGGUUUUGCAUCGGAAUGAGGCUAGUGGUGCCCUGAGUGGAUUAACACGUGUUAGGAGAUUUCAGCAGGAUGAUGCACAUAUUUUCUGCAGGGAGUCCCAGGUAAAGGGUGAAGUGAGAAAUGCCUUGAAUUUCAUCAAUCAUGUCUAUAACAUAUUUGGUUUCACAUAUGAACUGAAGCUUUCAACGAGGCCUGAGAAAUACCUAGGAGAUGUGCAAACAUGGGAGAAGGCUGAAAAUGCUCUUAAAGAAGCCUUAGAUGAGUCUGGCAAGCCUUGGCAGUUGAAUGAAGGGGAUGGUGCAUUCUAUGGACCAAAGAUAGACAUCACUGUAUCUGAUGCCUUGAGUAGGAAAUUCCAGUGUGCAACUUUGCAGCUUGACUUCCAGCUUCCUGAUCGUUUUAAGUUGGAAUAUUCAGCUGAGGAUGAAGCCAAAAUUGAGAGACCUGUUAUGAUACACAGAGCCAUUCUGGGAUCUGUUGAGCGCAUGUUUGCCAUACUUUUAGAGCACUACAAGGGUAAAUGGCCCUUCUGGCUCAGUCCUCGUCAGGCAAUUGUAUGCCCAGUGUCUGAGAAAUCACAAGCUUAUGCACUCCAGGUGAGAGAUCAGAUCCACCAAGCAGGGUAUCACGUGGAUGCUGAUACAACUGAUAGGAAGAUUCAGAAGAAGGUGCGAGAAGCUCAGUUAGCUCAGUACAACUACAUCUUGGUUGUUGGAGAGGAGGAAGCUAAUACAGGACAGGUGAGUGUACGAGUUAGAGAUAAGGCAGACCAUAGCGUUAUGAGUAUUGAGAACCUACUCACACAUUUCAGAGAUGAAGUAGCAGCUUUCCAUUGAAGCUUUACAUGUGAAAACUGUUGAAGCUUAUUUGUACACACUUGUGUGCAUCAUUUAUGUUUUCAACCUGAAAUUUUGUUCUGAUUUUAGAUAUGAUUUGGAUGAUCACUGUAUGUUCAUUACAGUCGUAACUAACAUUAUUAUGUGAAUCUUAGUUAUACUUGGAGCCCACUGAUAAAUCCUUGUAUUGCCUGUUCUAGAAAGGAUGUCAUCCUUGUUUGAAGAAAUAGACUGUAAGCUUUGUUAUUUAAUUCACCCCCCCUAUGU